This is a messenger RNA of Oncorhynchus kisutch (coho salmon), 548 nucleotides long. Its product is annotated as tumor protein p53-inducible protein 11-like. NCBI's taxonomy places the organism in Eukaryota, Metazoa, Chordata, Actinopteri, Salmoniformes, Salmonidae. The coding region runs from base 9 to 443 and encodes 144 amino acids. The transcript is spliced from 4 exons. The record is from RefSeq and is a predicted model, not a curated record.
UCAGUCAAAUGUUGGGGAAUGACAUCAAGUAUCAGGUGCGAGAGCCUGUUGGACUGAGGGUCUGGAUCCUCAUCUCUGCAGUAGCCUUCACAGUCAUGGCCUUGAUGGCCCUGGUGUUGCCCAAGCAGCUGUAUGACAUAGUGUUUGAAGAGGAGAUCAACAACACCAGUGUCUCCAUCAGACUCUAUGGGGGAGCACUGCUCAGUCUGUCCCUCAUCAUGUGGAAUGGUGUCUAUACACAAGAGAAGAUCAUCAUCCAGUGGACUCUGCUCAGUGAAGCAUGCUACUUUGCCAUCCAGUUUUUAGUGACGUCAGUCACUCUAGUGGAGAUAGGCUCGUUGCCCAACGCUGCAAUCUUCCUCCUCCUCAGCCGAGUAAUCUUCCUCCUGGUCACUCUGCUCUACUACUACUACCUGGGCAGAGGACGACCCAAGAAGAUCUGAUGGCGAGGGGAACUUUGCUUCCAGAUGUGGGCUCAGAGGGAGGUGGGGUGUAUUGAGGGAGGCAGGUAGCCUAGUGGUUAGAGCGUUGGGCCAGUAAAUGUUGCU